GUUCCUCUUGACCUGACCUUUUGACCUCUUGACCUUUGUGCUUCCUCGUCCUUUGCUGUCAUCUGCAUGCCUCCGUCCACUCGUUGAUCGAUCGGUAUCUUUUGUCCAGUCGCGUGCACAUCCCCCGCCUUGCAUCUUCGGUACUCCACCUUUUUACAGCCCGCGGAUAACGGCCCUUAUCCCCAUCGAACUUUUUUGGACCAUCGACCUCUCUGGAAGGGUGUUGAUUCAACUCUAGAGUUCUACUUGACAGUUCUUCUCUAUAGACAACAUGGCCCAUAUCUCUGCCGAGUCUGUGGUCCUGGAGACCACAGUUGCUGAGCAGUCAGCUGCCGUUUCCCCGGCUGUGCCCAUCCCGGUACAAAAGGUCAAGGGCAAGAAGAGGUUCAUACAAAGCCUGCAACGCAUGUCUUCGUCCCCAUCUCUUGCAAAGAUGGGCAGGACACACUCUUCAGGAUACCGAAUUGGAGGAAAGGCCUCGGCUUCAUGCAUAUCACUCUCUUCAGGAACAUCUUCAUAUGGCUCUUACGGGAACUCGCUGGCUUCCGAACUCUCUGCUGGAUACUCAACAGCCCCGAGUUCGGCCAUGAACACUCCUGGUAUCCCAUUCCCUUCGUUCGACGACAAGGCACGCUCCCGCAACCUCAGCUCUGUGCCCAUUCCCGACUUUAGGACCACCACAAGAAUCACAGAAGAAGAAGACUACUUCUCCAUACCCGUACAGAAGCCUGUACAGAAGCAAAGGUCUUCGUUCAACUUCUGGAAAGAUCUACCAUCUGAGCUGGCCAUGCAAAUUCUCUCCUAUCUUGAGCCCAGAGAGGUUGUCAGGUGUUCGGCUGUUUCGAAACAAUGGCACAACAAAUGUUUUGAUGGUCAGCUCUGGUCUAUCCUCGAUACCUCCGAUUUCUAUCGCGACAUUCCUGCAAAUGCCCUGAUCAACAUUGUCACUUCGGCUGGUCCGUUCGUUCGCGAUCUCAAUCUUAGAGGCUGUGUACAGCUUAGAGAGAAGUGGCAUUCUCAAGGUCUUUCCGAAGCUUGCCGCAAUCUCGAGAACUUCUCACUGGAAGGGUGCCGCAUCGAGAAGACUGCAAUCCAUUGCUUCUUGUUGCAGAAUCCCAGGCUCGUCUACAUUAAUCUCUCAGGCCUCGCUGCUGCUACAAACUCGGCAAUGAAAGUCAUUGCUGACAACUGUCCCAAGCUUGAACACCUCAACGUCUCAUGGUGCAACAAUGUCGAUACGAGAGGGCUGAGGAAGGUGGUCGAGGCAUGCCCCGACUUGAGAGAUCUGCGUGCUGGCGAAGUGCAUGGCUGGGACGACAUCGACUUUAUGCAAAUCCUCUUCGAACGCAAUUCACUUGAGCGGUUGAUCUUGAUGAAUUGUGACUCGCUGAAUGAUGAAUCGCUGACCGUCUUGAUGGAAGGACAAGAUAGUGAGAUGGAUUAUCUGACCGGCAGACGUAUCGUCUCAGCUCGAAAGCUCAAGCAUCUUGAUCUCACUCGAUGCCGUGGCAUUAGCCACAAAGGCUUGGAAACUUGUGUUGACAGGCUUCCGGACAUGGAGGGUCUGCAGUUGAACAAGUGCCAUAGCAUAACUGAUGACGUUCUCACAUCGAUGCUAAACGGCAUGCCCAAGCUUACUCAUCUGGAUCUGGAAGAGCUUACAGAACUGUCCAAUACUGUAUUACAGUCACUCGCCAAUGCGCCCUGUGCGAAGGCUUUGCGACACAUCUCCAUCUCAUACUGCGAGAACCUUGGCGAUGUGGGCAUGCUGCCUGUACUUAAGAAUUGCACAAACCUUGAGAGUCUCGACAUGGACAACACGCGCGUCUCCGAUCUGUCUCUUGCCGAAGCUGCCGCAAUGGUGCGUGCCCGAGCGACUCGCAUUACACAGCCCAAGCAGCGACCUGCCGUUGGUCUUCGCCUUGCUGCAUACGAUUGUCAGAAUGUGACCUGGACCGGUAUUCGUGAGGUACUAUGGCGGAAUGCAGAAGUGUUCCGUAAGAUUGUGAAGCCCACACAAAUAACCUCAUCUGGAUCAGACGAGUCCUCAGUCUCAUCUGGACCUCCUCAACCACAGACAGUCCGCACGUACCCUACCGAAAUCAUCCAGCUCAAGUGCUUCUACAACUACCAGCCCACCGUUGAAGAGCACACCAAGCGUGUGCUGCGAGCCGACUUUGCAGCCGCCACACGUCUUGAGCGCAAAUGGGCCGAGUUCAUGAUCGCGCAGGAGGAGGCUGGUGCCAGUGGUGCUGGUGCUCGCAGACGCCGCCGUCGUGCUCGCGAAGCUCAAAUGAUGCACGCAGAUGAAGAGGACGGCGGUGUCAACGGCGGAGGUGCCGGUGUUGGUGGGGGACGCAGACGCAGAGCCAGAAGUGGUGGUUGUACCGUCAUGUGAAGCAUUACUGGAUCGGUCUUUCCCUUUUGUUUGUUCUUGCCGUCAUUCAAGCGUUUCAUUUGGGUUUUGGGUUGGAUCAAGGAUGGUUGGCGUUUAGAGUUGGGAUCGUGGGAUCAUCUUUUCCAUUUUUGCAUUUGCGAGCAAUCGCCAGGCAAGGACCUGUGCUGGUGCUUUCUUCUCCAUCAUGAUGGUCUUCAGAACAUUUUACAUUCAAGAAUGCAAAUCCUUUCACAUACCCUG
Molecule: messenger RNA, 2638 nt
Organism: Aureobasidium pullulans EXF-150
Lineage: Eukaryota; Fungi; Ascomycota; Dothideomycetes; Dothideales; Saccotheciaceae
Product: RNI-like protein
Exons: 1
Coding region: 272-2398 (708 amino acids)
Biological process (GO): SCF-dependent proteasomal ubiquitin-dependent protein catabolic process
Cellular component (GO): SCF ubiquitin ligase complex
Molecular function (GO): protein binding
Source: RefSeq, a predicted model, not a curated record